AUGUCCUCGGAAUACCAGAACACCACCAACGAGCAAAUCGCCAGGCAAGCAGAGGCCGACCUCAACGACCACAGCAUGUCGGGCCACAAAGCCUCGACGAGGGAUCCCAAGUACGGGUCCGACUCUGCCUAUGAAUCAGGCGUCGACGCCUCUGUGAAGGACAGAUUCCCCGGUGCUUCAGUCCGGUAUGGUACGGCUGCAACUGGCGGCGGAGAUAACCAAGAUAUUCCCGUAGAAGAGGGUGGUGACCUUUUGCGGGACCAAAAACGGUUCACGAAGGCUCGCGAUUUUGAAGGUCCAGGUGGACCAGAGACCAAAGAGCAGAUCAGGCUCAGUAAUGAGCCUGGUGCAGAUGACAUACGGGAAAAUCUACGUUCUCUGUAA
Stereum hirsutum FP-91666 SS1 is the source of this 384-nucleotide messenger RNA. RefSeq lists its product as uncharacterized. The transcript has 3 exons. The record is from RefSeq and is a predicted model, not a curated record. Bases 1 to 384 code for a protein of 127 amino acids. Lineage: Eukaryota; Fungi; Basidiomycota; Agaricomycetes; Russulales; Stereaceae.